AUGAACGGCCCGGACCGGUCCAUCACGAUUAACGACUCUUCGUUAUUUGUCACUGCUACCCUCUAUGUCGCACUCGAGCAUCUUCGCCAUGCAUCACAAGAGCGCAAGAUUUGGAUAGACGCUAUUUGCAUCAACCAGAAAGACAUUGCUGAGCGCAAUAGUCAAGUCGCUAUCAUGAGGAAGAUUUACAAGAAUGCGACGCGCGUAGUUGUGUGGAUUGGACCUGCCACCGAGUCGAGCGAACAGGCCAUGGAAUUUUUGGAGAUGUUGGCUACAGCUAGGAAACAUCGCAGAUGGUAUACGAGAGAUUGGUCCAGGUUGGACGAAAAGGUAUCUGAACCAGCUAACAGCCCAACCUAUUGGGAGAGACUGAAGAUUCGCCUUGUACGAGUAUAUACAUCGCUGACGCGGCGAGUUCAUCAGGCUAAGGAGCCAAAACCAGACCUACCAAUACCAGAUCCGCCAAAACCAGACCCACCAAAACCAGACCCGCCAAUACCAGACCCGCCAGUACCUGACCUGCCAGUACCAGACCCGCCAAUACCUGACCUGCCAGAAUUGCACCCACGCUUGCAAGAAUUGAUUGAUCGCCGGUACGACGAAUACGAUGAGUACAUGGUGGCUGUGGAAACUGCGGAAGCUACAAAGGACGAUUUCGCCGUGACAGGCAUUCCCGUACUGUAUAACAUGGACGGCAAUCCCUACGACGAGUAUUUCAAGAAUGAAUGGGAGGCCUAUUGGGAGGCCCUCGAUGAGCUACUUGCUCGCCCUUGGUGGGAGCGGACCUGGAUUGUACAGGAGAUAUGGUGUGCUUCGGAUGCGAUACUGCAAUGUGGCACUUCCAUAAUUGAAUGGAAAACCUUUCAAAUGGCCAUGGAUUAUUCCGAAGCAUGGGACGAUAUUGGAGAUGCUCUGGAAGGCAUGAAAAGAAAGUUGCAGUGGGAUACACUGCGACGACGUUACACACUGGCGAUAAAUCUUUCGAAAGCAAGAGUAAAUGGAAGUUCGCUGUCGUCGCUGCUUUGGAAUACUUGGGAUCGCGCAUCCACAGAUCCAAGGGACAAAGUAUUCGUUGUGUUGGGAUUAGUGGGCGACGUUGAAGGUGUCUCUGUGGCGCCUGAUUACCGCAAGUCGGUGGAUCAGGUGUAUCGAGAGACUGCGCAUCACAUCGUAGCAAAAGAAGGUCGACUUGACAUCCUCCUGGCGGCCAGCGGCGUUCAUGGUAAGGAUGGCUUACCGUCAUGGGUGCCAGACUGGCGCCGCGAGGCGUACGCAAAGAAGCCGGUUCUACUUGUCAAUCGCCAUCUCUUGAUGACCCUGUGCUAUUCGGGGUCUACUGAUAUGGUUGUUCUCCAAGGGCAUGGCUAUCGAGCAGCCGGCAACUCGAAGCCAUACUGUUCCUUCAGCCAGGAUUUACAUGUGAUGACGGUACUAGGCAUACAGUUGGACAGUAUUGCUGAGGUAUGGGACGUAGAUAUCGCUGCCAUGCGCGACGGUGAAUUCAUCAAACAGGCCUUCGACUUCAUCCUCAAAUCGAGAUUUGUGUCUACCGAGGCACGACAGAUAGUGUCAGCGGAAAGAGCAAACCUCGCCACUGAACGGCAUAGUUCGAUCGUAAUGACGACACUUACUGGUGGGGGUAACGUAGAGUACGAUAUGAGAGCGCCGACGAUGAGGAACAUCAUGCGACAACGGCGGCUUUUCGUGACGAAGCAGGGAUAUAUUGGGAUUGGCCCAGUAGAGGCCCGAUCCCGUGAUGUGGUCUUCAUCAUCUCUGGCUGCAAUUUCCCGAUCAUACUUCGACCGAGAAAGGACAUGUUUGCGGUUGUUGGUGAAGCUUACAUGCACGGCUAUAUGGCCGGUGAAGCUCUAGCUCUGGCUCCGGCUCGGCCGUGGAAGAAGAUCUCGAUACUGUAG
Molecule: messenger RNA, 1917 nt
Organism: Alternaria infectoria
Lineage: Eukaryota; Fungi; Ascomycota; Dothideomycetes; Pleosporales; Pleosporaceae
Exons: 2
Coding region: 1-1917 (638 amino acids)
Source: RefSeq, a predicted model, not a curated record